This is a messenger RNA of Phoenix dactylifera (date palm), 3649 nucleotides long. Its product is annotated as Pentatricopeptide repeat (PPR) superfamily protein. Gene Ontology annotation, biological process: RNA modification. The record is from RefSeq and is a predicted model, not a curated record. Lineage: Eukaryota; Viridiplantae; Streptophyta; Magnoliopsida; Arecales; Arecaceae. Gene Ontology annotation, molecular function: protein binding; RNA binding.
ACUAAACAAGCGGGUAACUCGGGCACCCUUGAAUACAUUUACAUGGUGCCCUUUUGGAGGCUCAGAUUUUCGCCCCGAAACCUCCCAGCUCUCACUGGCUUUUCGUCUCUCGCCUUUCCGGCUCUCUCUCUCUUCGCCCUCCGCCUCCUCCUCUCCUCCCCAACCCCCGACCUUCGCUCCCUCCUCCGCCGCCACGCCGUCAUCGUCGCCUCUGGCCACUCUGCCAACCCCUUCCUCGCCGCCAAGCUCAUCUCCCUCUACGCGGCACUCUGCCGCCCCGACCUUUCUGCUCGUGUCUUCUCGGCCGCCAUCCCUUCCAACUCCGGCGACACCUUCCUCUGGAACUCCAUCAUAAAAGCCCACUUCUCCAAUGCCGACUUCCCGCUCGCCUUCCGCGCGUACAGUCAGAUGCUUUCCUCCGGCGCUUCCCCGAACGAGUUUACCAUCCCCAUGGUGGCCUCCGCCUCCGCUGAGCUCCUUGACCUUGGUCUCGGCUCUUCCGUCCAUGGCAAUGCCACGAAGUUCGGUCUUUUUAAUGGGAACUCCGCUGCUGUGGGCUCAUCUUUAGUGUAUAUGUACUCGAAGUGCGGGGUGAUUGGAGAUGCGUAUAGGAUGUUCGAUGAAAUACCAGCGAGGGAUGUGGUGGCAUGGACUGCGCUUAUAAUUGGGUGCGUGAGGAAUGGCGAGUUUGAGGAGGGAUUGGUGUGCCUUAAGAAGAUGCAUCGGGUUGGUGGAGAUGGAGGGGGGAGGCCUAAUUCUCGGACCAUGGAAGGUGGUUUGCAAGCUUGUGGGAACUUAGGGGCCUUGCCGGAAGGUAAGUGUCUGCACGGGUUUUUGUUUAAAGCUGGAAUGGGGUUCUGCCCUUCAGUCAAUUCAUCACUUCUUUCCAUGUAUUCCAAGUGUGAAAGCUUGGAAGAAGCUACUAUUGUGUUUCAAGAGUUAUCAGACAGAGACAUUGUCUCUUGGACUGCAAUUGUUGGAGUUUAUGCCAGGAAAGGUUUCAUAUUUGGGUGUCUGGAGUUGUUUCAGAUGAUGCAGGAUUUAGGGGUAGAACCUGAUGGAGUUUUUAUUAGCUGCAUGCUUACAGGUUUUGCUAAUUCUGGUAACAUUAGUGGGGGAAAGGCAUUUCAUGGAGUUAUGUUGAGGAGAAAUUUUGUAUUGAAUACUUUGGUUGGUAAUAGUCUACUAUCAAUGUACUACAAACUUGAGUUAUUGGAGUACGCCAAAAAGGCUUUUGAUUUGGUAGUUGAACGUGAUGCAGAGUCAUGGAAUUUGAUGGUCUUUGGAUAUGGGAAGAUGGGAUUGGAUGUUAAAUGCUUGGAUCUUUAUAGAGCGAUGCAAUUUCUCAGAUUAGGCUAUAAUUCUGAUCUCAAUUGCUUAGUUUCUGUGAUUUCUUCCUGUUCCCGGUUAGGGGCAUUGCGUUUAGGCCAAUCCACACAUUGCUGCAUGAUAAAGUAUGCAGUUGAUGGAGAUGUAUCAGUUGCUAAUGCACUCAUUGGCAUGUAUGCGAGAUGUGGAAAACUUAACCUUGCAAGGACAAUAUUUGAUCACACAAGUAGAGAUGUUGUUACAUGGAAUGCUUUGAUUGCAGCUUAUGCUCAUCUAGGACAUUCUAGUGAUGCCUUACCACUGUUUGAUCAGAUGCUUUUGGAAGAUGUGAAACCCAAUUCUGCAACUUUAGUGAGUAUUCUGUCAGCUUGUUCACAUAUGGCUGCUCUCCACCGUGGAAAAUGGAUACACAACUACAUCAAAGAAAUGGGGUUAGAGUCUGAUGUCUCUAUUUGCACAGCACUGGUGGACAUGUAUGCUAAAUGCGGGCAGCUUGAAAUUUCAAGAGCAGUAUUUGAUUCUAUGCCCGAAAGAGAUGUUGUUUCUUGGAAUGUGAUGAUCUCAGGGUAUGGCAUCCAUGGAUAUGCCAAGGAAGCAUUAGAUGUCUUCAGGGAAAUGGAAAAGACGAGUUUGAGGCCUAAUGGGGUUACAUUUCUUGCAGUCCUAUCUACAUGCAGUUAUGCAGGAUUAGUGAAAGAGGGAAAAGAAUUGUUUGAUGAAAUGGGAAAGUAUUCUGUUAUACCAACACUGAAGCAUUUUGCUUGCAUCGUGGAUCUCCUGGGCCGAUCAGGGAAUUUAUGUGAGGCUGAAGCUAUGGUUCUUAAUAUGCCAAUGGAGCCUGAUAGUGGAAUUUGGGGAGUGCUGCUAGGCGCUUGUAGAAUGCACAAUAACAUGGAGAUGGGAGAGCGUAUUGCAAGGAGAGCUUUGGAGUCGGACCCUACGAAUGAUGGAUACUACAUUCUGCUGUCCAAUAUGUACAGCUGUGCUGGAAGAUGGGAAGAGGUGGAGAAACUGAGGGGUACAAUGAACAAUAAGGGAGUAAGAAAGAGAGCUGGUUGGAGUGCAGUGGAGCUUGGUUAGGGGAUUCACAAGCAAAAGACUCAUGCAUGGGAUGGAAUAAGUUGCAGUGCAUGAUAGAAUAAAUGAUGAAAACCAAAAAUCUGCAAUUGGACUGAGAUCAACUUAGGUACAGGUCAAAGAAGGGAAAAGAUAAAGAGGAAAUUUGAAAGAAAAAUGUUGUUGGAGAAAAGAUGAACCACAAUUCAUGCAUAUAUUCUUCCAUCCACAAGACCAACUCAGGUAUGCAUAUAUGAGAAGGCUGAGUGAAGGACAUAGACAGCAAGAAAGCAUUUCCCGCAAAGUAGGUAUCGAGGAAGAGAGGAAAAGUCUAUCCAAGGCAACAGCCAGGGACUGGUCCUAUCAGUUGAUGCUAAAGCCUAGACUUAAAUGGACAUGACAGCUUCACGAGCAUCUUGUUGGUGCUGUCUCUCAGCUUUGUGGAGCCUAGAGCAAGUUAUGAUCAAUUUCUUGGUGCACUGAAAUUGUUAAUUUGCUCCUUAUUUCUGAGGUUUUUGAUCCUUUACUGCAAGGAUCAAUAAAUAUAGGCCUGCGAAUGACCGAGAUACAAGCAUGCGUAAUGACAAGAAAUAAAGGACCAUGUGCACAUGCCAAUUGAGUUGCAGAACUUAUAGGAAAAAAUUGAGACGAGGUCAUGUGAUACUUGAGUCAUCUCUUUAAAAUAAAGUUUCUCUAAUAGAGGAAGUUGAUUGGUCCCUCAGGCAUGGAGACACUUGAAAAUUCCAUAUGGAUGUGCAAGAGCAGUACUUGCAAUCGAUUUUUAAGGAAGGCACCGGGAGCACUUGCCAGUUAUAGUCUGAUUUCAUUGGUAGUGGAAGCUGUGAGGCCCGCGCUUCUGAGCUGGUCUCUGCAACGGAGUCAGAGUGCUUGAGUUCUUUCUUUUAGAAAGUAGCUUAUUCCAUAUAAGCUGAACAUGCUGAUUGCUCCACAUACAGCUGCUUAGAAACUUUAGAGAGACAGGAGGCAAAUGCUCGAAAAAAAGUAAUGCAAACUGGAGCAUAGCUCUUCUCUUGACAAUUGGACCGAAUUCUUAAUGUACUCAAAAUGCAAUAUCAACAAAUGAUUCUUCAAACAAAAGGUGAAGCCAUCAGGGUACCAUUCUCUUGUAUAUGAAAAUUUGUUGGAAAGGGUUAAAAAAAAAGGAAUAGCUGAUCUCUAUACUUGACAAUGUAUGAGUUUAAUUUUUUUAGUUCUGUUAAUUGUAAAUACAAGUAUUCAGUGCGAUAUCGUUACUUUGAUAAAA